Molecule: messenger RNA, 7438 nt
Organism: Hylaeus volcanicus
Lineage: Eukaryota; Metazoa; Arthropoda; Insecta; Hymenoptera; Colletidae
Exons: 12
Coding region: 991-2772 (593 amino acids)
Biological process (GO): synapse organization
Cellular component (GO): neuron projection membrane
Source: RefSeq, a predicted model, not a curated record
GCACGGUUUUCAGGUGGGUGUUCCUCUCUUUUUCUCUCUGCUUGCAGGGAGACAUUUUCGAUUAACGAAACCGUUUAAACAGUGGUUCAUGGAAAAUUCGGUGCUGUCCUGCGAAAUUAACGGAACUUACUCGAUGGUUUCCAUCGACGAUCCUGUCAUCGAAAAUUGGAUAAAAGUGGUGCAACGAUCGACCGGUAGCUUUGCAUCGAGACGUUGAGACAAAUUUAUCGAAACAGUGAUCGCGUCGAAGAAGACGUUUUUACGUGUAACGAAAGAUCUAGGGAUCGACGAUAGAGGUCCGAGUGGACCGAAUGACCGUGAGCACGAAAUCGGUCAGGUUCGGUGACGGAUCGACGAAAUUGAAAAUCUGACACUCGCAGUCGCCAACGGUGCAUCGAUCGAUCGACCGAAGUAAUCUCGUAACAGAUCGAUACGAUCGAUUCAUGUUACAAAACCGAUAACUUGGAGUCGAGCGCGAGAGAUUCAAGUGUUUCGUUGGUGCGUGAACCGAUAUCCUUAUGUAAACUGGCUAUUCGGGACGUUUUCCGUUUCUCGUAUAUUGUCAAAACGAGCUUUCCAGUUUCGUCUUGUCUCGAGGAGGUACGCGCGCAAGUGUCCGAAAGAUUGCGGCGAGUCCGAAUGUAGCGCCGCUACCUGUCGAUUCGCUUCUCCCGAUGUUGCGUUCGUUCGCGCGAUACACGAACGUCGAAGUGGAAGGAGUCGUGGAAGAAUCGGGACUACAGAUCGCCGCAAUUUCCUCGCCGAGCAGCGCGAUGACCGCCACGGGAAGUUUCUCUAGACAACGGCGAAAAAUCGAUCGAGCAGAGGAAACAUAAACGGUGGCAACGGUGACUCCUGAUCACCAAUUCAAGCGAUAAAUUUGAUCCGAUAUUCGAGAUAUUAUCCUGCAUCGUUCUCGCCCGAUAUGAGGGAAGAUGAACGAGACGAUGGACCAGAUUCCUGAAGGCUGAGAGCGAGCGGAUCCUCGACAUGACCGGCUGGAGAAUGCAGCCGCAUGUAUCGGCACUCGGCGUGAUCGCCAUUGUCUUCGUCAUGAUCACCAUCACGGCGUCAGAAGCAGAGAAUGGCGCCAUCGAGAACAGUAUCAAUCAUCCCAGAGUCGACGAGAAGGAUCGACGCCUGGAGGAGGACGAGAGGUUGGCAGGAAACGGUACCGUCGACAGGCAUUCUAUCGUUCCUACUCUUCAAAUUCGCUUCAACGAAACUGGCAGCGAGAUUACCGUAUCCGGAGACGAAGACGGAGACGGUGACGGGGACGGAGACGAAGACGAACACUCUCCGCGCGAUACAGAGAAUCGCGACGAUCCGACGAACGUUUCGGUAUCCGAGUCGUUGGCUACUCCUGUGGCGCUCAACGGUAUUCACGACUCGCAAUCAGUCCACGGUCCCACGGGAACAGAACAAAAGAUAUUCGAACGCAAUAGCCUCGAAAAUCAGUCACAGGUAAUCGGCAUAGAUUACGGAACCUCGGCGCAGCCGAGUCGAGUUGAAAGCACAUCGACCACUCUAUGGGUGGAACAUUCGCCUCUACCGAAGAGAAACAACGACCUAGAUGCCGUUCGCGUGAAUGACAAAAGCCUAUCCAACGUCGUGGAUGUCCAAGUUGAUGGCUCAGGGCUGGAAAACGACGAAUCCGUCGGAUCCACGUCGAUUUCGAUCCUUCCAACGAUCGUGACGAUGGCGAGCUCUACCCAGCAGAAGAACGCCGAGGACAUCAGGGCUAUCUCGUUUCAAGUGCCAUCGCCUGUUUUGGAAUCGGACGAACGGCAUCAGCGACGCGGUGGCAACGAGGAAUCGAGGAAAGAUUAUUCCAAAAUGCUGAACAAUCAUUUUCUACCUAGCGGAAAGUUCACCAAAGGUUUCUACGAGAUAAAGCCCUCGAUCAAAACCGAGAUUGAGAACGAUCGAGAUCGCGGUCGCAAUGGCAUGCUUCCGACUACAACUCAGAGAAUCUUACUCGCCAGAAAAUUCCUGGUGCCCACCGUUGACAGCGCCUUUGGCAAGUUCGGACCUUACUACGAAGACGGCGGACAGGAGGUGAACGUCUCCGCCAGGAUUGGAAGCACCAUGUUGUUGGACUGCAGAGUCGGCAUGCUCGGAAACAAAGAGGUGGUGUGGUUGCAACAACACAGCAACGACUCUUUCAGACUGCUCACCGUCGGCAAGACCACCUACAGCGUGGAUCAGAGGAUUAGUCUGGAAUUCAGGUAUCCGAGCAAUUAUAGACUGCAAAUUCAGUAUGCGACCCCGAGGGACUCAGGACUCUACAAGUGCCAAGUCUCGACGCAUCCGCCUUUGGUUAAAAACAUUAACGUGAUCGUCACAGCGCCGGAAUUAACAAUAACGGACGAUUCCGGGCGAAUAGUGCCUAAAGAAAGACACCUGAAGGCAGGAAGUGCUCUGAAACUCAAGUGCGAAGCCAGAGAUGUCCUCGAAGUCCUCAAGGAGUCCGUAAUUUGGACUAGAGGAGAUGAAACGCUCACCGAAGACGUUAGCGAGAACAGGACAACGGAGAUUACGGCUGGUAAGGAGGUCCUCGUGAUCGUCAGCACCCUCAUCGUCGAGAAGGCUACCCCUAGGCACGCUGGCAACUACACCUGCGUGGUACCCGGAAAGGCCAACACGACUAUCGCGGUCCACGUACUCAACGGAGAACUGCCGGCCGCUGUGCACGAUGGAAACGGAGUUUCCAAGGCAUUUCUGAACCUGUGGCUAAUUCACUUAACGAUGAGCUACGUGUUCUCCAGAUGACAAUAUUAAGGUUAUUUACUUCUCAACAGCGCAGCAUCAAGCCAGCGCCGGGGAUACAGACGCGACACCAGCAAUCUGAAUUCAAUUUCGGGAGAACGCGGCGCGGCGGGUCAUGCGUGAACAAGAGCAACACCACCGUAGCUGCGUAUCAUCCGUGAGAUUAACCGAACUUGGAUUAAGCAUCGGUGUGUUUCAUCGCUCGACCAUGAUCACCCGUGCCCGUGGACCGAUCGACCCACCCACGCGAAAUCUGGUGAAUUAUUUUUACCUUUCUUAACAUCCUCUCUUUGAUCGAUCGGUAACGCAUCCUCGAUGCACUCGCUGAUCGCUCCAACGACAAGAGAUCUACAGCGGAUCUUGAACGGAUUCUACGCGAAAAGAAUCGCUUCUUUUCGUCGAGGGUCGAUCGCCGUUAUAAAGUGGGCCAUUAUUGUACAGUAUAAUUUAGCUGGACACGCCUUAGAGCGCGUGCGGUUCUUCGAGAAUAAACUUAUCGUUAGUGUCCGUUGUCACGAUGACGUACUGUCCCUACGAGGGUCGAAGGACACACGGAACGCUGGCAGUAAAACCAGUGGAAACGGGAUUCGCGAUCAUAUUCGAUCGAGAAUAUUUAAUGGAGUUUUAUCGUCCGUUUGGAGAGAAAAGGACAAGCUCGGUUACAUUGGGAACGUUCGCUGAAGAAGAAAAAUGUAGUCUUACGACCGAACACCGUUUUCACGAAGAUUAUUCGUAGUUCUGUUACUCUUUGUCUAGACUAACUCUAGACAAAGGACAUUAUUAAAAUAUUUUUGUUUACAUCUGAUUUUCCCAUGCACUUUUAUUUAGACAUUGACAAAUCAUUUAUAAACUAACACCGACAGACGUAUGUAUAAUAAUUAGGUAAAUCAAUUUUUUUUUUCACAUAUCCAAACAGAACGUUAUCUGACUUUGCGCAAAAAUAAUUGGCACCAAAAGUAAAGGCAAAGAAAUUUUCUCUAAAAGAAAAAGAAACAGUGGUUCCAUACAAUUUUGUUCAUACGAUGAAUAAUUUACACGUAACGUGUCGUGAAAUCGUUCAUAAAAUCAUAGAAACGUCAUGUCAUACUGCGUGUAAACUAUCGGCCACGCGAAUAUAUAACAUAAAACGAGUUCUUUCUCUAAAUAAAAGUAUAUACAAACGAUCGAUUCGAUAAAAAUAUUUUGAUAAUCAAAUAAAAAUAACCGAACAAUGGUUGUUUGACGAAUCGUUCGAUGCUUCGAUCGUAUUUCCUCUGUAAUUAGGUUCGCGGCGUCUGUGAACAAAAUCGAACCCGAAAGGAAUAGCGUUAAUCGUAAAUAAAGGGGAAUUGGGACACUCGGAGUGCAGUAGAUUUUCCGUUAUCUUUUCAUGAUGUUUCUUUGUAAAUGAGAAGGUUGAAGAAAACGUCUAUCGUCAUCACCCAUGGCUGACAACCAGGAAGACGAUCUACAUGUCAACAAUGAACGCGGUUCGAUACUUCGGGCCACCAAUUGCAGUUGUCGGAUCCAUCGAGGCAGCAAACACUCGCCAGGUAAACUAUUACACGCUCCCUGAUUGGAGUUCCGAUCCGACCUCCGUGCUAUCUACAUUAGGUCUCUCGGUUUAAUCCAGAUCUCGCGAGGCACCACUGACUUCUGUGGAUGCUCGAAUAGUUUGAUCGGAAGAAUGUUGGAUGGACCAAGUAUAAUUAAUCGGUCGUGAUGCUGAGAUUCUUAUCGACUGCCGCCUGUCGCGUCGCGUCGAGAGAGAUUGUCGUUUCCCCAUUCAAAAAGAAAUUCUAAGCCGAUAUAAAUUCGUUCCGGGGAUAACUGCGCCCUGAACCGACGACAAACAUUAGUUAAACCCCAGGUACUACAAAAAAGAUAGGACUAUUCGAAUUAUUUUCAAAAAUGAAAAGGAGGAAAUACGAUCGGAAGAAUGUUGAUCUUAACGGUGACGAGUCAUCUCUUCGUAUAAAGAGAAUACGCUAAAAGUUUGCGUAAUACAAAUGGUGUGUACUACAUGUCUACAUAGGUAAAUACAUAUUUAUGUAGGUACUUGAGUACGUAUAUUCGCAGUUCGCUCUAUUUAAUUUUAUUUCCACUGUGCCGAUAGAGAGUGUCGAGUUACUGGUUCGAUUAGUAACGAUCAUCUUGCGGUCACGAUCAAGGUUUACGAUACGAUACUCUCCAUCGUUUCUGCGAUUGGUUUCCUUUUCUUCGUUCGCGACACAGGGAGAAAGGAACCCGACCGAGACAAGCUCUUCAGCAGGGACGAGCGAAAUUCUUAUUUAGAGAAUAAUUUCAAUCUCCACGAUUUUUAUUCGCUUUUUAUUAUUUUUCGAAUCAAAUUCUGCCCGUCUCUGCUCACCAAGAGCCAAGAAAAUGUGAUGUGCGAAAACGUAUCAGAGCGAACGAGCGACGACGUUGAAGGGAAAAUUUUAUCUAUACAUGUUAACGUGCACGCGACAUACAUACAUACAUACAUACAUACAUGCAUACAUACAUACGUAUUAUAUAUGUAGGUCCGAUCGAUCGCGAUAAGAUUAUAUUUUUAUAUGUAAAUAUGGCGUUCCUUCUUGUUAUCUAAUACCAUACAUCUAAUACAUAAAGUAUACAUACAAGUAUAUCGGCGAAAAAGAUAGAUAAAGACGUCGAGAAAACCGAAACGAUACGAUCCACGAUCCAUGGGAUCCAGCGAUGCGAUAAAACGAUCACGUCUCAAGCGAAAAGCAUCUCGAAACGGACGAAUUACUUUAACCUAUGAAUGUUUCAUAAGAAACGGGACGCACAGGUAGAGAGAGCACCGAUUUCAAUGCCAGCCACAGAAGCUGUUUGCAGGAAUUGGUAUUCGUCUCGACGUCGACGUUUCUAAUACCUUAUUUAGAGCGAAAAUGAGCUCGUUUACCAUCGACCCGACUAUCUUUCCGAGACUCUUUUUACUCUUAGUACAAUAUUUCUCAUCGGAUCGAUUAUCUUGGUUACAUUUUACCUAUGCUUUUACAACCAUUUUUUCACGUAUUUACUCGUUAUUAAACAAUAUCUUUUUUCUCUAUUUUUUUUUUCAACUAAAUUUCACCAAAAACGUCCAUUUUCGCAAAUUAGUUUUCUAAUUUUACUUUGGGGUGAUAUUUAAUCUGUGCUACGAACGCGAUUCGAAAUUCUGUUUUUGUUUCGUUUCGAUCGUUACAUCCGAAACUGCGUUUUAUUCGGUUAGGAAGGAAGGAAGGAAGGAAACAAACGUGGUAUCGAGUAAUUAUUUAUCGCUUUAUUGUGGUUAUUAAAACCACGAUCAUAACUCGCGGAAUCAUUGAAUUAAUUCGCGAUACGGAUACAUCCUACAGAUCAUUCGAAACUGUUACCUAUUUUUACCGGUACAAGUUCAAUUACAAUUAUUCGAGCUUAGGAAGGUAGGAAGAGAAAUUUUCGAUCGAUGUAUUCGUAUUAGGACGUUAAUGGAAGAUAUUAUUACGAGGAAAAUUCUUAAUAAACACAUAGCAGCUGAAAGAAGGAAUGGUUCGAAAGUCUGGAAACGUUCAUCUCGCUAUACGAACGGACUCGGUAUUUUCAAUAACGUGUGGGAUCCGCCGAAACCUGAAGCACUGUUUGCAGUUGGAUGCAAUCGCGCAUUCUUCCAACAGUUUCCUGGUUCAAUCUUUCGGCAACCGACUGCAUUCCUCGGAUCCGCUUCACUCGUGGCGAAGUCACUAUCGAACCACCAAUUUCUCGAGCAGAGCAUUGCGAUGCUUCUCGUUCUAUUGCUUGUUAAUUGCCGCGAAACCUAUUUGGAAGCCUUUCGCGAAGAAGUUGUCUAUAAUAUACAUCGAAACGAAAUCGGUGCGCUCUUACCUGCAACGUGUGAGAAAACGAGGGAUUCAGAGAUAGCGGAAAAAUUGAACAACUACGAGUUAGCGAUAAGUUGUAUAGCUGUUUCUAUAUAAAACUACGAUACGAUAAGAUAUGUAAUACAUUAAAGGUCCCUCGCACUUAUUAACAUCACCGCUGUAAUCAGAGAGGAAAGGAACAAGAAAUACGGGGGAAAACGUUACGACGGACUAGUUCGACGCGUCCUAGCCGAUUUAGAGAAGAUAUAGAGAGCGAGAGAGAGAGCGAGAGCGAGAGCGAGAGCGAGAGAGAGAGAGAGAGAGAGAGAGAGAGAGAGAGAGAGAGAGAGAGAAAUAUCACGCAAGAAGACCGAGAAGAUGAACACGAAACAAAUUGUAGAAGCUGCCAGACGCGUCGGCUCCGAAGCUGUAUAUGUAAAGCAAUUGUGAGUUAUUAAAUAAACGAAUCGAAAGCACCAUUUCAGUCGUAAUUCGUUCGUGAUGAAAUUUCAUUUCACGGUCCGCUUGGUGUCGUGACGAGGUACGAUUAUAGUCUUAACCACAACACAUCUCGAAAACUGCACUAUUCGUUGCGAAAACCAUUUUUUAGUCGUUUAUGUUUUGUUCCUGAACGCCGAAGAAGCAUUUUGUUUUCAGUUUUCUCGAUUUACUCGUGAUCACCAACGUCAUCUCCAACGACUUAUCACGAACGAAUUUUUAUUUACCUUCCCUAUGUACACACUACGAGUAUAUGAACCUACGUACACAUAUUUUUCUGCACGAUGCUUCCAAUUUCGGUUUUGCAGGAUCAAAACCGUUGAACGUCACGUUGGCAUUAACUUUUCGAGGUAAGUGUGCCGUCAAAU